Bacillus rossius redtenbacheri is the source of this 1145-nucleotide messenger RNA. RefSeq names its product odorant receptor 13a-like. The record is from RefSeq and is a predicted model, not a curated record. Gene Ontology annotation, biological process: detection of chemical stimulus involved in sensory perception of smell; sensory perception of smell. Lineage: Eukaryota; Metazoa; Arthropoda; Insecta; Phasmatodea; Bacillidae. The transcript is spliced from 5 exons. The coding region runs from base 1 to 936 and encodes 311 amino acids. Gene Ontology annotation, molecular function: odorant binding; olfactory receptor activity. Gene Ontology annotation, cellular component: plasma membrane.
AUGGCUGGGAUAGUCCGGGAUUUGGGUAACUUCGACGCCAUCAUCAACAACGUAGUUAUGACGAAGUACGAGUGGCCGCGCUGUCUCUCUGCGCAGUGCGCGGACAUCGUCACGAAGACCAAUCGCUUUGCCCGCAUCCUCACGCUGACGAUAACCUUCUUCAUAUUCCUGAUAUUCCUGUCCUGGACCUUUUCGCCGGUCUUCACGGUCGUGUUCUCUGGGGCCGACCCCACCGGGCGGCGUCUCCAUCCGUUCCUGGCGCACUUCUUCUUCGACUACCAGUCGUCGCCCAGCUACGAAGCGGUCUACUGCUUCCAGUCGGUCAGCCUGUUGUCUUUCUGCAUGAGCGCGAGCAAUUUCGACGCCAUGUUCGUCGCUUUCCUGAUGCAAGCGGGAGCUCAGUACCGAGUCCUGACGGCCUCGCUUGGGAAGUUGCGGGAAGCGGCUGAGGAGUCGGCCUACGGAAUGGAUUACGACAAGGCAGAAGGUGGAAGUGUAUCUGGGCCUGACCUAUCACCUCCGGGCAGAAACACAGAGUUCCAGCAAGAGUUGCUGAAGCGUCACAUCGUACAGCAUCUUAGGAAAUGUAUUAUGCACCACAAUGACAUUAUCACGUUUAUAAAGAAACUGGAUGAUGUAUUUAAUCCCAUAAUGUUGGCAGAAAUCUUGUACAGCAUGUGUGAGAUAGCUGUAAGUGGAUUGCAAGCUACAGAGAGUCAAGAAGUUGCAUUGACAGCGUACUCAUGCGAGUGGUACCAUAUGGACCCACAAAUCAAUGCCAUGCUCCGAAUGGUUAUCAUGAGAGCACAGAAACCAUCUAAAAUCACUGCAUUCCACUUCAAGGUCAUAUGCACGGAUACCUAUGGAACGCUGUUAAAUGGUGCAUACACUUACUUUGCCUUGCUGAAAGAGAUCAAGAAAGGAUCUGCUACUUAAUUGCUGGAAAAAAAAAUUACAAUUUCCACUUGAAGUUUAAUAAUUAUGCAGUUAUUGUGUAGUGGUAACUUAAAAAAAAAAUAUUUUUGUAAAUCAAUAGUUAAAAUACAUAGAAGCAAGCUUUCUUUUAAAGGACCUGAAAUCAAUGUUUAAAUGUAUCUUGUGUUAAUUAAUUUCACAUAAAUACCAAUAAUUGUUUUUGUGGUGAA